AUGGCCAACCGCGACAACCAGUCUGGCGCGAACCGCGGACGACUCAACUUCAUUGAUGCCUAUCCCCAUACCGCCGCCCCCACCGCUGAUGUCGUGCCUGCCUUCAUCAACGACACCAUCACGCCCGCCGCCGCUGUUCGCCCGCAAGCUGCCUCUCGCGCUGCGGCUUCGCUGCUCGCCUCUGUCGAAGGCCAUGGACGACAGCUUCACCAACACCUCCGCGAGAAUCCGUCCGUUGCCGCCAAAGACAUCAGCGCAGAGAGAGGCCUUGCGACUCUCCAGCACCGUUGGGGAGCUCACCCCUGGGUUCCUGCUGUCUAUGCUCCUAGACCGCCCAUCGCCCCCCUCAUCAUCCGCAAGAUGGUCUGGAUCACCGACAAAGUGCUUUCCCGCCCCGGCGCCACCACCAACGAUUUGGCCGCUCUCUGGGCCGGCUCGCCACAAGACCCUGAGAAUGCUGGGCUGCUGCUUCGGGCUGUCAUCACCUCCGGAGCCUCUAACCUCACCAAGGCCGUAGCUACACAAGCCGCCAAGAUGCUCGCUGCUGAGCUUGCCGUCGCCUAUGCUGAGGCUGUGAGGGUCCAGCGCCUGCACGAACAAGCUGCCGAAGAACGAGACUGGGCCGAGCUGGAGCUCCUCCACCAGGAAGAAGCCGCCGCACAGCGCAUGCUCGCUCUCCACGAGGCUGAGGUGGAGGAGGCCGCAGCAGAAGCAGAAGCCAUGGGCCUAAUGCAGGAUGCGGAGGAGCGCCAUCAAAAACAGCAGCAGCAAUAUGGGGAUAAGGAAGAGGAAGAGACUGAAGCUUCUCGUCGAACAAUGACGCUUUUCUCGACUUCCGCUACGACGCGCGCGACGACUACAAUCCCCUUUUCGGCGAUGACAAUGAUGUCCCCUUGCGGGACCACAACAUCCCCCUCGUUGAUGACGAGCCCCAUGGCCCCCCUGCCCCAGGUUCCCACGAUGACCCUUUCAGGAGCUCGCCCGCCCGCCCUGCCGUCCGGUCUGCUCCCGGCGCCGUCCGAUCCCGGCCCGAAUCCGGCUCAGAACUCCGACUCCGAAGAGGCUGCCCCACCUCCGCCCGCACGCCGUGUUCGCCGCCCUAGGGCACCCCCUGCGAACCAGGAAGAGGAGCUUGACAGGAUUGCCCAGCGCGUAUACGACACCACCAUGUCACAGCUUAGGCAAGGCACUUUCACAUCCCGCAUGCGGCUUGCCGAUCGUCAGGACAUCGCAUGGCACGCACGAGCUGCUGUUCUCGACACUGCUGUCGCCCAGGUGGAGGGCAUUGCCGAGCCCAACAUCGAACCUCGCGCCGGUCGGGCCUUUGAGAAUGAGUUGAGCUCAGAGUACGAUGAGGAGUUGGUGCCAACGCCGCCGGUGCGUCGGGCUGGAACCAUGUUCACCAGCUUAGUCUUCGAUUCAGACGACGAGUAA
Molecule: messenger RNA, 1434 nt
Organism: Colletotrichum siamense
Lineage: Eukaryota; Fungi; Ascomycota; Sordariomycetes; Glomerellales; Glomerellaceae
Exons: 3
Coding region: 1-1434 (477 amino acids)
Source: RefSeq, a predicted model, not a curated record